AUGUCCCAGCGCCGGGACACUGAGUUAUGUAACUCUGCUGCUCUGGUUCCGCCUAACUAUCUGGAGAAAAGCUGGUCAAGUCAAGCCGGUCAGUCACCUGCUGCCCCUGCUGAUACCGUUCGCUGCAGCCGUGGCUCCCUAUCCCCAGCUAUUGAUCCACGCCACACCACGCCAAACUUGAAGCUCGGAUUUUCUUCAGAAGCCAACGUGCUUGUUUCACCAUCCCCCAUCUCAACUCGCUAUCCUCCUAAUCGUCAACUUUUUGCAUCGCCAACGCAGUCUCUUUUUCCCCCUUCCCUUGUCACCUAUUUUUUGGCUAUUUCUGCGAUCCGCAUCAACACCACGGCCAACCACCCAACUAAUCCAUCCUCUCACCCAGCUCGCUAUUUCUCUUUCAACGAACAACGCACACUUUUUCCUUGA
Nannizzia gypsea CBS 118893 is the source of this 423-nucleotide messenger RNA. RefSeq lists its product as hypothetical. Bases 1 to 423 code for a protein of 140 amino acids. The transcript is spliced from 2 exons. NCBI's taxonomy places the organism in Eukaryota, Fungi, Ascomycota, Eurotiomycetes, Onygenales, Arthrodermataceae. The record is from RefSeq and is a predicted model, not a curated record.